GACAUGUAACAUUCUAAAAGCUGGGUCUCAUUGUAGUUAUUUGAAACAAACUUAUAUUAAUUCUUGCUUAAAAGAUUUAGGAUUGCAUGUAUGUCUAGUGUGUUCUAAUGUGGAAUAAGAUCAAUGAACUUUUUUUUGGUGUACUUUGUUGUAGCUUCUGUUCUUCCAAUUCAUGAAAUUGUGCCUUGGGCACAUGAUGUUGGGCAAAAGUGGUAGUAGAUGCUUGCCAAGUGUUCCACACAUGGGGGUUGAUGUCCAGAACGUUGAUGCUGAUUUUCUUGUUGCUUCUUCUCACAAGGUAGAACUGUCUAAUUAUCUGUAUGAAAACCUACGAUCACUCCCCAACGUACAAAUAUAUUGCCCAGUACCUUCCCAAAUUGUCCAGCGAGCUGCGCUUUUUUCUUUCAACGUUAAAGACAUUCAUCCUACAGAUAUUGCAACUUUUCUUGAUCAACAGCAUGGAGUAGCUAUUAGAUCUGGUCACCACUGCGCACAGCCUCUCCGUCGAUUUUUAGGAAUAAAUGCAAGUGCACGGGCAAGCCUUCACUUUUACAACACAAAAGAGGACGUUGAUGACUUCAUUCAUGCUCUUAAUGACAUAGUCAGCUUCUUCACAUCUUUCAAGUAGCCGAUAUCCUCUGUGAAUGCUGGACGCGUUUAAAUUGGGUUCUUUACUUUGCUUAUGUU
Molecule: messenger RNA, 687 nt
Organism: Cornus florida
Lineage: Eukaryota; Viridiplantae; Streptophyta; Magnoliopsida; Cornales; Cornaceae
Product: cysteine desulfurase 1, chloroplastic-like
Exons: 3
Coding region: 173-628 (151 amino acids)
Source: RefSeq, a predicted model, not a curated record